Equus caballus (horse) is the source of this 4029-nucleotide messenger RNA. It is a transcript of the gene EFCAB7, whose product is annotated as EF-hand calcium binding domain 7. The record is from RefSeq and is a predicted model, not a curated record. Gene Ontology annotation, molecular function: calcium ion binding. NCBI's taxonomy places the organism in Eukaryota, Metazoa, Chordata, Mammalia, Perissodactyla, Equidae. Gene Ontology annotation, cellular component: plasma membrane protein complex; ciliary membrane. Gene Ontology annotation, biological process: positive regulation of protein localization to ciliary membrane.
CGAGGGAGGGCCGCUGACCGCCCGGCCCCGGCCCCUCGCCGUCCGCGUCCGGGCCGGACGGAAAGGCCUGGCCGCCUCGGCGGGCCGAAUCGGGAUGUCGGGCGGCUGCUUGAGCUCCAAGCGGAGGCGCCGGGCCACCCCAGCACGUUCUCGUUAGGAAAUCUCGCGAAAUGCUGAAAACGGGGCUGCUUAAAAAUCAGUCGUUUAAAAUGUGGGCUCUGUCACUGAGGUGUUAGCGAAGUCACCUGGUCGACCCUGCCGUGCAGAAUGGCCAUCAGUCCAGGAAGUGACGCAGCUUUCUCCAGUCAGAAAUCAACGCUCUCAGAGAGUCCUCGAUCAAAGAGAUUCCCACUAACUGAAGAGGAAAUAUUUUAUAUGAAUUGUAGAGCUGCCUACCUAACUGUUUUCAAAAGCAGCUUAGAAAACAUUAUUUCUAAAGAUCAGCUUUACUUAGCUCUUCAGCAUGCAGGAAGAAAUCCAUCCCAAAAGACCAUUAAUAAGUAUUGGACUCCUCAAACUGCCAAACUGAAUUUUGAUGAUUUUUGUAUAAUUUUAAGGAAGGAGAAACCUACUUCAAAAGCAGAACUGCUAAAAUCAUUUAAGCAAUUAGAUGUAAAUGAUGAUGGCUCUAUUUUACACACUGACCUUUAUAAACUUCUAACAAAGAGAGGUGAGAAGAUGACUAGAGAAGAAGUAAAUGCCAUAGUAAAUUUGGCUGAUGUAAAUGCUGAUGGCAAGUUUGACUACAUCAAGUUUUGUAAGUUAUAUCUGACAACCAACGAGCAAUGUCUCAAAACUGCUCUAGAAAAACUGGAAGUUGACAGUAAACUGAAGCGUCAACAUUUUGGAAGCCACAUCGAAGCGUCCCCUGAAAGGGAACCCUCACCAGUACCCAAACCAUCGCCUAGAAUCAUGAGAAGAAGUGACGAGGACACGUUCACAAAUAAAGGUGACACCAGGAGUUCCUUACUGGCAACAACUAGAAAGUUCAAAACAUCUGUCUCCUUCACAGUUACAAUGGGUGCUAAUAGUAACCGAAACUCAAAGUUAACUGAGCCAAACUCAGUAAAGGAGUGGCAAUGUGUACAAUCAAAAGGUUGCUUUUUCUUGGAAGAAGAUGGUGAAAUCGUGAGUCAUCAAUACAGGAUGCAGAUAGCUCAGAGAUGCAUGGUUUAUCUAACAAUUAAGCCCUUAAACCUGAGUCAAGCUGAAGGAAAACCAUCCCCUUGGCUAUCAGUUGAUACUGCCUUGUAUAUUCUUAAGGAAAAUGAAAGUCAAGCAAAUCUACAGCUCAUGUGUUUUACUGAACUACAAAAUAGAGAAGUGUUUGGGUGGACUGGUGAACUGGCACCUGGAAUGUACUGGUUGAUUCCUUCCACAACUGGCUGUAGGCUGAGGAAAGAAGGACAAGCAGUAGCAGAAGAAGCCCAGCUUGUGUACAGAGAUGAGACAGGGGGACUGCUUCUUACGCAGGAGUUUAGGUCAACUUUAUCAGAUAUAUUUGAGGUAAUUGAUUUAGAUGGAAAUGGUCUUCUUAGCCUUGAAGAAUAUAAUUUUUUUGAAUUGAGAACCAGUGGUGAGAAAUGUGAUGAAGAUGCUUGGGCUGUGUGCAGAGAGAAUUUUGAUACAAAGAAGAAUGAACUAACAAGACGGGGCUUUAUGGAUCUGAAUCUGGUGGAAGCCAACGAUCGGGAGGGAGAUCCUCGUGACCUUUGGGUAACUCUGCACGCCAUGGGCUACAAUAAAGCUCUGGAAUUAACAGAGGCAUGCCCAUUUGUCAUUGAUGUCUAUGCAGACAAAUGCAAGCCAAGAAUUAAAGCUGUUCACAUGGAGGCAUGCAGUGGGCAACUUGAGAAGGCCGUUUGUAAGUCCGUCCUCAGCAAAGGUGAUGCCAAAGUAAUGGACGGCUAUGAAGACAUAAUUGUACAUACCUAUACGUGUGACACCUGGAUAACAUCAGUUAUUGAGAACAAGUCAGAUAAUAAAGCGAUUAUUCACAUCAGCAACGAGCUGAGUAGAAACUGCGUGAACAACAGAGGACUCAACAUCUUUGCAGUCGAAGUGGCACCCAAAUCUGCGAUGGUUUGUCAACAUGUGAUGCCUCUGAAUGGACAACAGGAGUGGAUGUCUCACUCCUCUCCCUCCUCCUGCACCUUUUCAGCUUGGAGCUGGUGCCCUCCUGCAUGGCCCUGCAGCUGCUCAAGCCCAGGAACCGCAUUUCCACCCUCACCCACACUGGCGGUGGUUCGGCAGGCAGCUAAGAUUGGAGCGACAGCGUGGAGUUGGAUCUUGAGUAUCCUUGGGAGAGGACUCCCGGCUCAGUGCACCAUCGCGCAGUAGAUAGGAUGGGACUGGUCGAUGUGUGAUUUGACAUUUAAACAAUUAGAGAACUCAAUCCUGCAGCAUGUCACAGAUUCAGGAAUGAUUUCCUUGAUGAGAAGAUCUCUGCCCUGAGGGAAGCCGGUGCAGAGUACCUGGACCACAACCUCACAGUCGUCUUUGGUGUCAGAGGCCGUGCAAAUAUGGCCCCUCGUGCUCUAAAGAAAAUGUGGAUGGAGUUUCCUCAACUAAACAAUAACAACAUUGCCUGCUCUUCCGUGGCACAGUGUUUGCCCUGCCGUGUGGAUAGUCUUUCUGACAUAGAAAGUCAUCUCUGGUGACAGCUCUUCCUGGUACAGGCCCCUGUCUAAAUCCUUUUAGGCAGUUAAGGGAGAGGGAAAAAGCUUUUCCUGAGUCUACUGGGUCUCACUUGGCUUCAGCUCGAAAUAAUCGACAUGCCAAAGUGACACAUUUUGGGGUGGCGUGUUCUGCUCCCCCUCAGUACCUUUAAUGAGAGAAAGUUACACAAAUCCUGUCUGAGUUCCAGCUGUGUCACCGACAGCAUGUUGGAAGGCUGCGCAUCUCAGUUCUAGACUUCUCCUGGAAAGGAAACGUGUACAGAAACUGCCUACUGGCCUCGUGCAGGGCUGUCAAAAUACCCUUUAUGCUGGGCCAAGUCCUGGGGGGUCAGGUGGCCUCACACAAGCAAUAAUCGAUAAUUGCAUUUUUACCUGAACCAAAGCAAAACCGGUGUUGCCACCAUGCUGCAGGGGAUUCCUGAGUUCCACACUGCUUCCCUUGAAAAUCUGGGUCUGCAUAAGGGCACGACAGCUCCUGUGUCCGACCUGGCUGAGGCACGCACCAGCACCCAGCGGGGACGAGCACCAUGGAGCUGUGCAAGUUGGGUGUGCAGAUGCACAUGCAUGCGAGAUGCACCAGCAGUCAGCUGACAUCCUAAAACUUGUCACAAUGAUGUAAUUUACUUAUUUCAAAUAUUGUGUUCGGCUAUGUUAUCAAUGUACUGUAGACGUCAAACUUGUGACCAUACUAAUAAAAUCAUUAAAAGGAAAAAAAGAAAAUGUAAUGCAGAAAUAGCCAUUUAAUUAUAUAUUAAUUUUCCAAUCAGAAAAUACAAUUAAAGCAAAAUUUGGAGAAAUUGAUUUUUAUAUUAAGCCAAAAUCUAAUCACAACAGUAGGAAUAUUUUGUUCUGACAGUAAUUUUCUUUAAUGAAUUUUCUUGUGGAUUGCUUUUAAUUAAGUGUUUUCUGAAAUAGUAGGAAUUAAAUCUAAAUAGCACUUAAUGAUGACUAGUAUAGCACAUCAAAAACUAUAUUAAGCAAUUAAGAACUGUAUAACCAUAUCAGUAACAGAAUACUUGGCCAGUAAAUGUCAGCUUUUGAAAUAUGAAUACCAGUAUGGCAGUAUAUUAUUUUUGUACCCAGUACAUGCUAGCCCAUAGUUUAAAUGUCAUUUGGAAUUUUGGCCCUUGAUUUAGACAUCUGUAAAGUGAGUUAUCGUUAUCUAGCAGUUUGAAUUCUUCAGAUGAUGUCUUAAAAAGCAAUGCUACGUGAAACAUUUUAUUAAUUGCCAGGUGCUUUGUAAACCCAAUAAAUGUGACUGUAUAUUCCAUCUCACAAAGUAUCAAGUUGCAGGAAAUUAAUUAUCUGGCUAUAUUACCAAAAGCGUAUAAUAAAGUUGCCUUUGCCCCAA